This is a messenger RNA of Saimiri boliviensis boliviensis (Bolivian squirrel monkey), 3439 nucleotides long. The record is from RefSeq and is a predicted model, not a curated record. Lineage: Eukaryota; Metazoa; Chordata; Mammalia; Primates; Cebidae.
GGCUAAGGAAAAUGGAAUGGCUACUGGAGGACCUGCUCAGGGCUGAGGGGGAUAUGGGACUUCUCUGGGGCCAACUGACCCAUGUCCUAGCCUGCAGACACUGCGGCAGCAGCUGCCUUCAGAGUCCAGGAAAUCUGGUGACACUAUUCUUAUUCUUGGUUUGGCAGAUCCGGAGAUGGUGGCAGCUUGGGAGGUUGCGACAGCUUCAUCUCUGGUGCUCUGGGGAAAUGGUGCAAGGCAAGGUGGGUGACCUCUGAAUGUACAGCUGGAUGAAUGACUGUUGACACCACGUGAGGUCACUGGUAUGAAUGUGGGCCCAGGACCUGCCACUUCUGUACCAUGUGGGCUUUCUUGAUUGCCUGUGUAAGCAGAAAUCAGAAGUGAAGGAAGAAGAAGGGGAAGAAGAGGAAGAGGGGGAAGACAAGGCAUCUCUGGAUCCACUGGAGCCAUGUUCUCCCAUCAAAGAAGCUCCCAAUGAAGAGCAAGUCACUCCAGCCCCACUCCAGCCAUCCUGUGGUUCUGAGGGCCUUCUCAAGACCACAGGGAUACCAGAGCAAACAGUCACGCAGCCCAUGAGCCCUUCCAGAUCCUUCCCCAUCUUCCAGAUUCUGACCAACUUUCCUGUGAGGCACAAGAUAGCAUCAGGAAACCACCAGCAGCAGAGAAAAAGCCAGCUUUUCUGGGGUCUCCCCUCUCUGCACAGCGAGUCCUUGGAGACCAUCUGCCUAAGCUCAGGUGGCCUCUCUCCUCUGAAGUUGUCUGUUUGUUCUUCUGUCUUCUUCAACAAGCUUGUCUUCCUACCUAGGUCCAACCUGUUGUUGCCCCAGUAUCACUCCUCAGCCCAGUUUUCUACCCAUGAAGCCCAUACUAUGGAAGAUCUAGACAGGAUGGCCCCCGAUCCGCAGUUGCUUCCACCUCCAUCAUCUCCUGUCUCAUCACUACCCCUCCAUCUGAAGCCCUUGCCUGUGGAUCAAAAGGGAGUUCUAUUUGGUGCUGAGGUACCCACACAGUCCCCUGGAACUAGCCUCCUGGAAGUUCUCCCUGGAUAUGAGACUCAGUUAGAAACCAGAGGACACAAAAAGAGGCCCCAAGCUUUUCAGUCUCUGACACGAGCCCCCUGCCAAUCCCCAGUUUCUCUGUCAGAAUCCAAAAAAGUUAGCCUUGAAGGAGAACUUGCUAUACCUAAGGACUUUUUGGGAACCACGGGAUACAAAGAGAAACCUCAGGCUUCUGAGUCUUCAAUGACAGUCCCUUGCCCUCCCCUAGACUCCCUGCCAGAACUCCAGGAACAGAGUCCCCUGGAAGACCCAUCCAGAUAUAAGUCCCAGUGGGAAUGCACAGAAAACUCAGGAAACCUCUGGGCUUUUGAGCCUCCAGCCAUGGACCUCAAUCCAGGGCUCUCUGGAACCAGCCCUGCAUGUGUCCCAUCAGGAUCUGAGACACCAUGGAAGGGCAUGCAGAGUAGAGAAAAUAUUUGGGUCCCUGCAGACCCAGUUUUACCUCUCAGCCUUCCCUCAGCCCCUCUCCUGGUAUCUCUAGUAAUGGGCCUCCAGGGAGUCCUGUCUGAAUCCAAAGCUUUGUGGGAGACCAGGGGGAAGAAAGAGAAGCUCUGGGCAUCUGAUUCCCCAGAAUCUGUUCAUAGCACACCUCCAACCUCCCUUAUAGAACCACAAAGAAUCAGUCCUGUGGAAGGCCUCACUACUUCAGAAGCUACAUGGAAGGACACUGAGUAUUCCACGAAUUCCUGGGCUUCUAAGCCCCCAUCUCUGGCCCUCAGCCUACCCCCAGCUCUUGCUCUGGAGCCACUCAGAGUUAGAUCCAUAAGGUUUGUGUCUAAUUCUGAGGCUAGAUAUGGAGACAUACAAAGGAGAAAGAACUCCUGGGCCUCUAAGCACCCAGCUUGCAGGUCACCCCAAGACCUGCAUGGAGCCAGCCCUCUGGGAGUCUUGUCUGAUUCUCAGCCUACUGUAUGGGAAAUGGAGCAAAAAGAAAACUGUCCUCCUGUGUCCCCAGGUGGGGGACCCAGCCCAUCCUCAAACUGUGUUUCAAAGUCCCACAUAGGUGACCCUAUCGCAGACCAAAGCAACUGUAAGCCUGACAGGGGAGCAGUGGAGCAAAGAAAGAACCACUGGGCCACUGAGCUCCCAGCCCCCAGCUCACUCUCUACUCCUCUACCAGAGCCACACACUGACCAUGAAUUUGUGUGGAGAAAUGUACAACAAAGAGAAGUUCCCCAAGGCCCCAGCUCUCCUGCAGUGGAUCCCCUACAGCCAGUACCCUGGCCUCCCACCCUAGCAGAAGCUGUAAAGAUUGAGCCCACCCAUCCUGGUCUACCCAAGGGAGAGACAUUCCCAGGGUUUAAGGCAGAGGCCCCACUCUCCCACAAAGGGACUGUCCCAGAGGUGCUUACCCACUCUGGGAUCCAUGCCUGGCAGUGGAGUAGAGAGCUGAAACUCAGGCUGAAGAAACUGCGGCAGAGCCCUGCCUCCAGAGCCCCUGGCCCAAGUCAACCAUUUUGUAGUUCCCCUAUUCUGAGCACCACAAUUCCAAACUCCUGGGGACUCCCUUCCUGCCCCCCACAGCAGAUUAAUCCCCCCAAUCUAUGCCCCCACUCUUCAAGUUGUCAUCCUCAAAAAGUUCAGGGCACAGUAUCUCAGCCUGUCCAGUCCUCCCACAGUCAUUACUCCCAAUCCUCCUCCCAGCUUCAGCCACAGAAGUCUGGCAGGGCAGAACAAGGGUCUCAGAGAUGGAAGAAAAUGAAAGGGAAGAUGGUGGGCCAGAUCUCAUCCCAAGGGCCAUGUGUACACAUGGAGGCUGGUGUGAACUAUCCAUCUCCAGGCCCAGAACCCUCAAACUCUAAGGUUAUGGUCUCAGGCAAGAGAAAGGGCAAGGCUUCAGCCUCAUCCUCAGCCAAAAAGAGAGAGCACCCUAGAAAACCCAAAGUGGGAGACCAUAGAGGAGAGAAUGCAAGAUUGGGGUUAUCCACAGUCACAGGGAACAACCACCCUGCCCAGGCCAGUAGCCUAAUAGAGGCCCCUGUAAGCACAUUUUCCCAAAGGUCUCAGCACAGGGGCAAGAGCUCUCAACAUACUGCUCUUCCCCAGCAGCUUCUCCCCAAAGCUUCACGUCCCCAGGAUCAGCCAGUGGCAGGGCUGACAGCAAGUGACAUCCCAACUCCUCACCACUGUAAGCACUGUCCUUGGGCCCGCAUGGAGAAGCAUCCCUCCUCCCCUACCCUCAAGGUUUCCCUUACCAGGGGUUUCCAAAAGGUGUUAGCCAAAUGCCUGGGUAACCGUCGACCUCUACCUCCCAAAUCUAGUCAGUAGAGAGAAGGCUGGUAAUACUGGCACUUGAUAUGCCAAAACCUGCAGCCAAAUGAGGGGGAGGGUGGGGAUGUGAAGACAAAAAAUGGAAAUCCUAAUAAACUAGCUGAAUUAGA